GCUUUUCUUUUGAAGGCGGCGUCCUCGGGCUUCUCUGGCGCAAGACGGCCGCUUGACGCCUUUCGGCCGCUAGUCGGCGCCAGGCGGAGCUCCUCUCCAGAAGGCGCGACGAUGGCAGCACAAGAUGGCCGCUAAAGGCACCGACGACGCGACCUGCGGCUCGGCGAGCGGCUCCGUCGCGCCCGCCGUGAGAGCCGGACCGGCCACGGUCACCGUGUCCGCCGUCAGCCUGGCGCUGAGCGCGCUCUCGCUGCUGCUGCUCGUCACCGCCAUCGGCACCGACCACUGGUACGAGACCGACACCCGCCGCCACAAGGACAACUGCGACCGGCACGGCUCCGACUCCAACGGGCAGAAGAACCGCGAGAUGCCCAUCUUCCACCUGCCCCUGGUGGACACCAGCACGCGCGACGUGGCGCUGAUGAAGCCCGUGCACGUGGGCAGCCGGGAGGAGGAGCUUCUGGAGAACUGGCGCGCCAUCCUGGGCAUGGGCAUCCUGGAGACGGAGUGCGGCCGCCCGCUCUUCUCCACGCACUCCGGCCUGUGGAGGAAGUGCUACUUCCGCGGCGUGGACGCCGACAUCGACAAGCUCAUCGACAGAGGUAUCGCGGAGCGCUGCACGGCGGUCAAGUACCAUUUCUCUCAGCCAAUCAGAUUGAGGAACAUCCCGCUCAACCUGACCAGGACCAUCCAGCAGGACGAGUGGCACCUGCUGCACCUGCGGCGCAUGACGGCGGGCUUCCUGGGCAUGGCGGCGGCGGUGCUCCUGUGCGGCGGCAUCGUGACGUCGGUGGGCUUCUUCUGGGAGGGCAGUCUGACACAGCACGUGUCUGGCCUGCUCUUCCUCAUGGCAGGGGUCUUCUGCACCAUCUCUCUGUGCACCUACGCGGCCAGCGUGACCUACGACCUCUCCAGGAACCCCCCCUUCAUCUACGGCAUCCCCCAGGACGUAGACCAUGGUUACGGCUGGUCUGUGCACUGUGCCUGGGCCAGUCUGGCUCUCAGCGUGGCGUCCGGCUGCCUCGCCGCCAUCUUCCCCUCCUGCAGCCGCUCGGGACGUCUGCGCUCCAAAGCGGCCCGCGCCUCCUCCGUCUGACUCCGCCCCCCCCGCUGAGGCUUCUCUUGUUUGCACGGUUACCAUGGUGACGUCCCGCUACUGACCAUUACGCAACCAGCAGAUCACAUGACCGGAAGAUGGCCUGCCUGUAAGUGUGUGUGUGUAAAUAGUGUUGAUGACGUCAUCGCACACCUGAACUUCUACUAGUGUGCACAUACUGCAGUUACCAUGACAACGCAGCACCUUUAAUCACCGGCACGCCCCUUAAAGGGACAACAUCAUUCUUAUAUUCACCUUGCAGUCAACUGACCCUACACUUGGUACUACUGCAGUAAUACUACUAGUACUACCCCUGUGAUACUACUAGUACUACCCCUGUGAUACUACUAGUACUACCCCUGUAAUACUACUAGUACUACCCCUGUAAUACUACUAGUACUACCCCUGUAAUACUACUAGUACUACCCCUGUAAUACUACUAGUACUACCCCUGUGAUAC
Messenger RNA from Entelurus aequoreus (snake pipefish), 1556 nucleotides. It is a transcript of the gene tmem178a, whose product is annotated as transmembrane protein 178a. Gene Ontology annotation, cellular component: endoplasmic reticulum membrane. Bases 125 to 1096 code for a protein of 323 amino acids. The transcript is spliced from 4 exons. NCBI's taxonomy places the organism in Eukaryota, Metazoa, Chordata, Actinopteri, Syngnathiformes, Syngnathidae. Gene Ontology annotation, biological process: negative regulation of osteoclast differentiation; regulation of cytosolic calcium ion concentration. The record is from RefSeq and is a predicted model, not a curated record.